CCUAAGAUGGCUGCUGACCCAUCCGCUAACGCAUUCAAUGGAUGGAAAGAAGGAGCGAACCCGGAAGUUGCCCGGCUCGGCCAUGGCAGCCGCCGGGGGCGUGGCUUCCGGCGGCCCGCGUCUGCGAGUCGCGGCGGCCGGGUCUGGCGGGGCCAUCGCUGACAGGCGCUCCUCCCACGACGGCCAGGGUUGGUGCCCAGCGAGACGGGCGGCCCCCAGCUCUCCUCCCCGCGUCCCGGCCCGCGAGGCUCCAGGGCCGCGCUGGGGCAUGGACGAGGGGAAGAUGGACGAGAAUGAAUGGGGGUACCACGGCGAAGGCAACAAGAGCCUGGUGGUGGCCCACGCGCAGCGCUGUGUUGUGCUGCGUUUUCUGAAGUUUCCUCCAAAUAGGAAGAAGACCUCAGAAGAGAUAUUUCAGCACCUGCAGAACAUAGUGGAUUUUGGCAAAAAUGUCAUGAAAGAAUUUUUGGGGGAGAACUAUGUUCAUUGUGGGGAAGUUGUUCAGCUGCCUUUAGAGUUUGUGAAACAGCUUUGUUUAAAGAUACAGUCCGAAAGACCAGAGUCUCGCUGUGACAAGGACCUGGAUACUCUCAGUGGUUAUGCUAUGUGCCUUCCCAAUUUAACCAGACUUCAGACCUACCGCUUUGCAGAGCACUGGCCGAUUCUGUGUGUAGAGAUUAAGCCAAAAUGUGGGUUUAUUCCUUUCUCGAGUGACGUCACACAUGAGAUGAAGCAUAAGGUCUGUCGUUACUGCAUGCACCAGCACCUCAAGGUAGCAACUGGGAAGUGGAAGCAGAUAAGUAAAUACUGUCCCCUCGAUCUCUACUCAGGAAACAAACAGAGAAUGCACUUUGCCUUGAAGAGUUUGCUGCAGGAGGCACAGAACAACUUGAAGAUAUUUAAGAACGGUGAGCUGAUUUACGGCUGCAAGGACGCCCGGAGCCCCGUGGCUGACUGGAGUGAGCUCGCACACCACCUGAAGCCGUUCUUCUUCCCCUCCAAUGGCCUGGCCAGCGGGCCCCACUGCACAAGGGCAGUGAUCCGGGAGCUGGUGCACGUCAUCACGCGGGUACUGCUUAGCAGCUCGGACAAAGGCCGGGUGGGCGCCUUGAGGCUGCGGCCGGGGCCCCGGGGCCCACGUGUCUGUGAAGCCAGCCCUUUCAGCAGGAGCCUACACUGCCAAGGAAAAAACACCCCAGAGCGCUCCGGGUUACCGAAGGGCUGUCUUCUGUACAAAACCCUCCAGGUGCAGAUGUUGGACCUGCUGGACAUCGAAGGCCUCUACCCUCUGUACAACCGGGUUGAGCGGUACCUGGAAGAGUUUCCUGAGGAGAGAAAAACGUUGCAAAUAGAUGGGCCUUAUGAUGAAGCAUUUUACCAGAAGCUGCUUGAUCUUUCCACCGAGGAUGACGGGACAGUGGCCUUUGCGUUAACGAAGGUGCAGCAGUACAGAGUGGCCAUGACCGCCAAGGACUGCUCCAUCAUGAUCGCGCUCUCCCCUUGCCUGCAGGAUGCGAGUUCUGAUCAAAGGCCUGUCGUCCCUUCAUCGAGGUCCAGAUUUGCCUUCUCCGUGUCCGUGCUGGACCUCGACCUCAAGCCCUAUGAGAGCAUUCCUCAUCAGUACAAACUGGACAGCAAGAUAGUCAACUAUUAUUCAAAGACUGUACAUGCCAAAGACAACGCUGUGAUGUCGACUCGGUUCAAGGAAAGUGAAGAUUGCACAUUAGUUCUCCACAAGGUCUAACUUUUUCCUGCAGUGUCUUUGAAACUUGAACAUAGAAUGUGAAAGUUGAAUGAUAGAGCUAUUUUCUGUUGUGUUGGGUGACUCUUGGUUGUGAAUGUUUUUGCUUUUAACCCCUGUUGAGUUGGGAUGGCCUCUUGGAGACAUGAAUUGAAGAGCACUAGAAACAUCUUCUGGGACAAGGAAUGUAGGACGUGAGUGCUAUGUCCCAGGAAGCUGCUUGCGUUCUUAAAAUGGAAGUGUCCGUUAAGCCCUGGGAAGACAUUCUGGGGAGUUCUUCCUUCCCAACCAGGGUUCGUGUCUAAUUCUCUAAUAUGAAAAGCCUUAUUAUAAGACCCAAGGUUUGGAUCUGCCUCCACCAGACUCCUAACAUAGAAAACUUGAAUGUCACAUACAUUUUACAGUUUGGACUUCUAAGAAAACAUGGAUACUACUGGAACUUUCCCCAGCUGAGUUACUUGGUCGCUUUUCAAUGCAAGCCACACGUCAACACAGGUUUUUAGAUGGUUCCCUGCUGCAGAGCAUGAUCUCGUGCUUAGUGCGGAUGUUGGUUCUGAGCGGUCUAGACUCAGGGUCCCCAUGGAGGUGCCGAAACCCAUGGCUCUGCGAAGGGUCAGCAGGGAGCGUGAGACUCAGGUCAGGAUGGACACCACUCAUGCAAGCAUUGAUUUUUUUUUUUUUUUUUGCUUUACGAUUUUAUCUUUAACUAGGGGGAGAUAAGGCGUUCUUUCCCACUUGAAAUUGCUGCUGUAGGAGCUUGAAGUAGAGCUGUAACUUGCUGAGCUGCUGUGGCCGGGCUAGGUGUGCCCCUGACAGCUCAGUGCUUUCCUGGCACUCCGGUGUUUCGGGUGGCCGAGGAACGAGUUCUCCCUUCCUCCCAGACUGAACUCCUCCCUCCGGUUUGCCUUGAGACCUGUUGGGUUUGAGGGCCCCAUGGCCUUGCCUGUCCCCCUGUUGGGGCCAAAGGCCCUGCUUCCUGAAGAUGAACAACUCCUGGCUGGUGCUGAGAGGGUUCUUAUUGGGGUCACCAAAGUGUACCCGGCUGCUAUGAAAACUAUUGGGAAUUUUGGCUUCAGUUUUUUAUUCUAUGGUAGGUUGUACAGACUGAUUAUUUAUACCAUCGUUUUGAGGGACUAAUGAAGGCUUACUGUAACAUAUAAUAGCAAAACCAUGGAAUUGUAUAAAAAUACUACAUGAAAAAUAAGGAAAAUAUUUUGCUGAUUGUAAAUUUUUGUGGGAAAUUUUGUGCUAACUCAAGAAUUACACUUGUUUGAAUCAAG
Messenger RNA from Propithecus coquereli (Coquerel's sifaka), 3021 nucleotides. It is a transcript of the gene IPPK, whose product is annotated as inositol 1,3,4,5,6-pentakisphosphate 2-kinase. Gene Ontology annotation, cellular component: nucleus. Lineage: Eukaryota; Metazoa; Chordata; Mammalia; Primates; Indriidae. The transcript has 13 exons. Gene Ontology annotation, biological process: inositol phosphate biosynthetic process. Gene Ontology annotation, molecular function: ATP binding; inositol-1,3,4,5,6-pentakisphosphate 2-kinase activity. The coding region runs from base 38 to 1744 and encodes 568 amino acids. The record is from RefSeq and is a predicted model, not a curated record.